Molecule: messenger RNA, 1431 nt
Organism: Gastrolobium bilobum
Lineage: Eukaryota; Viridiplantae; Streptophyta; Magnoliopsida; Fabales; Fabaceae
Product: probable glucan endo-1,3-beta-glucosidase A6
Exons: 4
Coding region: 1-1431 (476 amino acids)
Biological process (GO): carbohydrate metabolic process
Cellular component (GO): plasma membrane
Molecular function (GO): hydrolase activity, hydrolyzing O-glycosyl compounds
Source: RefSeq, a predicted model, not a curated record
AUGGCCAUGAGAGGAGUAGUAAUAGCCAAAAUAAAAAUGGCUAUGGUUCUUCUCAUUCCAUUGAUAGUGUUCUCCUUUGUUUUCAGCAUAUCAAGCGCGUCUUUCUCACCUCAACCAGGAAUCUGCUACGGUCAACUUGGCAACAACCUUCCACCGCCAUGGAAUUCAGUGAAACUCAUAAACUCCCUGAAAGCAAAGCGCGUGAAAAUCUACGACGCUAACCCAGAGAUUCUCAAUGCUCUGAAGAACACAAACCUCCAAGUCUCUAUCAUGGUACCCAACGAACUCAUCUCCAACAUCUCUUCCAACCAAACACUCUCAGACCAAUGGGUUCACAACAACGUUGUACCCUUUCACCCACACACCCUCAUUCGCUACCUCCUCGUAGGUAACGAAAUCAUAAGCAGCACAAACAACGAAACAUGGUUCAAUCUUGUUCCCGCAAUGCGUAGGAUCAAGCACUCUCUUAGAACCUUCGGGAUCCGUAAGGUUAAAGUUGGAACCUCUUCCGCCAUGGAUGUGUUGGAAGCUUCGUUCCCACCCUCAAACGGUGCGUUUCGUGAAGAUAUAGCGGGUCGGGUCAUGAAACCCAUGCUUGAGUUCUUGGAUCGGUCUAAGUCUUUCUUUUUCUUAGAUGUUUAUCCCUUUUUCGCUUGGGUUUCGGAUCCUGUUAAUAUUAACUUGGAUUAUGCGUUGUUUGAGUCGAAGAAUAUUACGGUUACGGAUCCGGGUACGGGUCUGGUUUAUACGAACCUGUUCGACCAGAUGGUGGAUGCUGUUUAUUUCGCGAUGAAGAGGCUCGGGUUUCCGGGUGUUCGGAUAUUCAUUGCGGAAACGGGUUGGCCCAAUGGAGGGGACAUUGACCAGAUCGGAGCUAAUAUUUACAAUGCUGCCACUUACAAUCGGAACUUCGUGAAGAAGGUUAUGAAAAAACCGGCCGUUGGGACUCCGGCUCGACCGGGUUGGGUUCUUCCGUCGUUUAUAUUCGCGUUGUUUAAUGAGAACCAGAAACCGGGUCCGGGCACGGAACGGCAUUUCGGGUUGCUGUACCCGAAUGGGUCGAGGGUUUAUGACAUUGACCUCUCCGGGAAGACGCUGGAGUCUGAGUUCAGGCCGUUGCCUCUGCCGGAGAAUAACGCGCCGUUCAAGGGAAAGAUAUGGUGCGUGGCGGUACGUGGGAGUAAUGCGACGGCGCUGGCUGCGGCUUUGUCGUACGCAUGCUCGCAGGGGAACAACACCUGCGACCCGAUCCGACCCGGGAAACCGUGUUUUAAACCCGAUUCACUUUUCUGGCACGCGAGCUAUGCGUUUAGUUCGUAUUGGACGCAGUUUAGGAAGUCAGGUGGGACUUGUUACUUCAAUGGGCUUGCCACGCAAACUGCAAAGGAUCCAAGUUAUGGAUCUUGCAAGUUCCCAAGUGUGACACUUUAA